Molecule: messenger RNA, 2957 nt
Organism: Oryzias latipes (Japanese medaka)
Lineage: Eukaryota; Metazoa; Chordata; Actinopteri; Beloniformes; Adrianichthyidae
Gene: dlgap5
Product: discs, large (Drosophila) homolog-associated protein 5
Biological process (GO): regulation of mitotic cell cycle; chromosome segregation; kinetochore assembly
Cellular component (GO): cytoplasm; nucleus; spindle pole centrosome
Molecular function (GO): microtubule binding
Source: RefSeq, a predicted model, not a curated record
ACAAAUUUUAAAUGAUCGUCCGCACAGUUUGUUGUUUUGUCAUAACUUCGUAAAAAGUUGGCCCGUCCGACCUGCUUUGUAACAAAACAAAUAAAGUGGAUUGUUUUAAAACGUUUUUUGACGAUAAAUAAAGUAGAAAAAAGAUUUUGAAGAAUGGAGUCUCGAUUUGCAAGCCUGCGCCAGCGAGACACCAGCGUGUCCAUGCUGCGGGUCAAAAUGUCCAGAAGGAGGUCUCAGACCCAGAAAGAGAACCGGCAGCGGGCCAUGAAUACGCGCCGGCAGCUCGACAAGCUUCCAGAGCUGGAAAUGUCUUCUCUGGAUGCAUCUAUGGCCAGGAGCAACGUGUCAGCCCUGCAGGAGAGGGAGACCAACGCCAAACCAGAGAAAAUAAAAGCACAAGAAGAGAGGCUGAAGCAGCUGGAGCGCUGGAAAGAACGGAAAGCUCUUGAAAGGGAAAAGGAAAAGAGAGAAAAGCAGCAAAAAGGCGUCUUUAAAACGGGUCUUUAUCAUCCAAAGGACAUCUGCACAGGACCUGCUGUCCCUCCUGUUUCAGCCAAGCAUAAGGAGGUGAGGAAGGAGUUGUGUUUCACCUUAGAAAGCAAAAAAAAGGUGACUGUGGCUCCAUCCCAGAGCACCAGAGUCACCCGUUCAAUGAAGCAGCAGCAGGAAACCCAGGAGCCUCUGAAGAUGCAGAAUCCAAUCACUGCACAAAGCAAGGUAAAACCGGAUUUUGGAGCCAGAUCGAACCGGCUCCGCGUAGCCCCGGUGAAAGCGGCACCUUCGGCCACCAAGUCCAACUCUUGUAAUGCUGGACCUGCAGUCCAACCCUUAUCCAGCAGAUCAGCCAAGAGGCCUCCUGUUCCAAAAACCUCGGCGGUGAAAGAUAAGCCAAAGGAAAAGGUGGCAGAUGUGAGAACAACGAGAGCCAAAGCGGCUCUGAGCUCAGUGGCUCCCUCAUCUGGCCACACAAAGAGCAGUAAUGGUCAAAUCACAGGAGCAGCCCACUUAGUGAUUAACCCAAUCCACCCCACCCAGGAUGAAAAACUGAAUGAGGAAAACAUGGAGGAGGCAGAAAACAUGGCAUCUCCUCCCAGGCAAGCAGGAUCUGCGGAUGAAGACGACAUGCAGGUGGACCGACCGCCCGAGGAAUCUGUUCCUGCUGUGGAGGCUGCUCCUCCAUCGUUUGCUCCCAGGGAUUUUAUCUUCCAGGCUCCGACUGGUUUGUCAUCCUUCAAGUUUGAGCCCCUCACUCCUCGCUCAGCUGAUGCCUUCCUCACUCCAAGCCCAACCUUAAUCCUCCCACCGGUUUCGUCGUUCACUCUCCACCCUCAAGCUGAGUUAAGCAAACCGUCUCCCCCUAAAACGUCUCACCAAUCUCCACGUGGUACCUCCGCCGCCGUCACUGCUCCGCCUCCCUGCAGCCCCCUGGAGUCGAAGCACGAUGUACCAUACUUCAGAUCGGAAAUUGCCAAAGAAACCGUGAGACUCACGACUUUUUGUCACCACUGGGAGCCUAAAGUGGAAGAUGAAUCCAUACCAGAGGAAAUGAGAGAUCGCAUGCGUACGGCUGUGGGUCAGGCGAGGCUGCUGAUGAAAGAGCGUUUUAAGCAGUUCAGCGGCCUCGUAGACGACUGCGAUUUGGGCCGAGGGGAGAAGGUCACCACCUGCACUGACCUGCAGGGAUUCUGGGAUAUGGUUUAUUACCAGGUUGAAGACGUCAACAAGAAGUUUGACGCUCUCAAAGAGGCGGAGGGCCGAUCCUGGGUGGAGGAAUGCAAACCUCCACCUCGACAGAGGAAAACGGUGAAGAAGCCGUCUGCUGCACCGGCAAAGGCUACAGGAACCAACGCCGCCGCAAAGUCUCGCCUGGCUGCAGUGAAAGCAGCCAUGAAAGCCAAACAACAGGCAGCCGAGGCAGAGAAGGCGUCCCAGGACUCCACCAGCGGCGACCUCCCCUCCCAAAAACCGGGCCCUCAAGCUGAGGCCUUGAAGUUGGACGCGGUGGUCUUUGAUGGGGGGUUCUUUAAAGUGGAGAGCCCAGCCAAAUCAUCAAUCAGGAGAUCCAGCCGUCUGAGUGCUGCUGUGCUGCCUCUGGCCUCCCCCUGCUCCUCGUAUCGCACACCUAGAAGGGCCGCACAGCGGCCCCUUGCUUUGGAGCGCACCCCCAUUGGUUCUCGUGCUUCCCCUGUUCAGCUUUCCCGCCCCACCCUUGAGCAAGCUCCAACGCCAAAGUGUCAGCCAGACAUCCAGGGAAUAGACGGCCCCGCAAACGCCUCUCUCUGCUUCUCACCUGUGAAGGAACUGCCCUCCAGUGAGGAGACAUCUGACGGAAGCCCCGCCCAGAAGGCAGGGGGUGCCUCCCCCCCAACCGUUUCUGUAGAAAGGAACUCUGCAGAACCAACUGAAGGGACUCCCCUCUCUGCCGCACACUGCAUCCCUUCAAGCAAAUCCCCCUCUCCCGCCCCCCAUGUUCCUGAGCCGCCAUCCGGCCUGAGUUUUGUGCUGUCGCCGUGUGCACCUCUGACCUCUGCUGCUGCUGAAGCCCCACAGGCUGUGUACCAAACGCCAAACAGCUCAGUCGUUGAGGAAGUUCCUGGUUUGGACUUCGACCGUUACUUCCAGCCUUCGCAGAGAUGCAGUCUGUCUCCGAGAGAGCCGGUUGCAGAAGAGACUUUGUCUCCCAUGGCAACAGAUGUAGAGAUGGAGGGCCCCAGAGGGCAAGCAGAGGAACUUCCAGCACUGUCAGCGGUGUCUUCGGUGUUUUCUCCUCGGUCACCACAGGUGCAGAGUGCAAAGGCUGCCCUGCUGCUCUUCACUCCGGAUCUGAAGGACAGAAUACGCCAGUCAGUCUGUCCAACUGACCUCAUGUCCUUCACCCCUCCUAACUUCUAAACGUUUUUUAUCCGUCUUAUGAUCACUUUUUACAAAACAUGUUAAAUAAAGUUUUGUUUAAAAAA